AUGUCCAAUGUUCCUGUAAUUGGAAUCGAUCUUGGUACUACGUACUCUUGUUUAGUCGGCGUUUUUCAAAAUGGGAAGGUGGAGAUUAUUACGAAUAAUCAAGGGAAUAGAACAACACCAAGUUAUGUCGCUUUCACCGAUACGGAAAGACUUGUGGGCGAUGCUGCGAAAAAUCAAGUUGCAAUGAAUCCCAGUAAUACUAUUUUUGAUGCGAAACGCUUAAUCGGCCGUCGUUUCGACGAUCAGACUGUU
This is a messenger RNA of Ceratosolen solmsi marchali, 252 nucleotides long. RefSeq names its product heat shock 70 kDa protein cognate 1-like. Gene Ontology annotation, molecular function: ATP binding; ATP-dependent protein folding chaperone. The record is from RefSeq and is a predicted model, not a curated record. NCBI's taxonomy places the organism in Eukaryota, Metazoa, Arthropoda, Insecta, Hymenoptera, Agaonidae.